Messenger RNA from Leptidea sinapis, 8585 nucleotides. RefSeq names its product zinc finger protein 219. The transcript is spliced from 2 exons. Bases 340 to 2163 code for a protein of 607 amino acids. Lineage: Eukaryota; Metazoa; Arthropoda; Insecta; Lepidoptera; Pieridae. The record is from RefSeq and is a predicted model, not a curated record.
AUUGAACGUUUUUAUUAUUAUUAGUAUAUAUUUAUAUUUCGUUUUCAUUUACAAGUUUUCCAUCGUUCAUAAUUUUAAUAUUUUUAUACCGUUUUAUACAUACAUAGUGUUUACAUAUAGACGUAACUAAAUGGACUUUCUCGUGACGUCGGCAAUUUAAGUUUGGAGCCAAGUUUCUGAGUUUUGACAGUUCGCGGGUUCUAAAUUUGAAAACUGACAUUUGUAAUAAAAUGGCGGACUGUGUGUCUGUCUGUGCGUCUGGGUUCGUCAACCUCAUUGUUUAGGAUGCUCAACUUUCAGAACAUUUGACGUCUGCUGUACCCAUGCGGCGGUGACGCGAUGUCUGUAGCGCCGGCGGUGAAGCGCGAGCGCGACUGCGUUGGUCCAGGUUCCAGUGGAGGGGAGGGAGAGGGAGGAGCCAGCCCGGGCCGCAAAAGACGCAAACAGGCAGCUCCUGCGCGUGCACACCCAGCCCCACUAGAUUUGCACACUAAAAUGGCUGACAUAUAUAAGAGUGCACUGGCUUUUGGAGAACUGACUCUUCCAACCUUCGAUCCGCUUGCUGCCUUCCGUCUUCUUCCUAGACACGACCCUCCACGGAUCUUCAACCCAGAAGCGUACUGCGAUCUAUGCUGUAAAGAGUUCUGUAAUAAAUACUUCCUGAAAACCCACCGAGCUAAUAAACAUGGCAUUUAUGAUGGAGAUCAACAACCACAUCCGGGCUUACAGCCUCAGCAGCUACAAACAUCACCUCCACGUCGAGCUUCUGACGAGGAAUCAGGUGGUACACCUCGACGACUGUCACCCGACUCAGCUCGGCGAGCGCGCGAGGCAGCUUUCCAACCUGAUGUGCUACGCAGACUUGGUGUUACAAAUCCAGAAGCGUUCUGCGAAAUUUGCUGUAAGGAGUACUGCAAUAAAUAUUUUUUAAGAACUCACAGGGAGAGGAGGCACGGCGUACCACCAAUGCGAUCACCAGUUCCUGAACAUUCACCUCUGGCUCUUACCCCACCAUCUGUAUCCAUGAUAACUACUUCUCCACACAUAGAAACGCCUCCUCGUGCUUUGUCUUUACCAUCUCCAUUUGACACAGAAGAUGCCCCAGAAGUAAAAAGAGAGCAGGAUGAUAGAGAUUUUGAAGCAGUGUUACGAGAAAGUCAAACCAGCCCACUCAAUUUAAUAGUUGAAGAGAGGGGUACGGCUUCUCCGGGUUCCGCCAGCGAAGAAUUACGUAAACUACAAACAAUGAUCUCACAACUAAACGAGCUUGCGGCUGAACGGCUAUCAGAAGAACCAAUGGAAGCACAGCGGCCACCUUCCAGUUCACCACCGCCUCAAGACGAGAGGCGUGGGGGAGGUGCAGGUUCUAGUUUUUGCGAAAUAUGCAACAAAGAAUUGUGCAAUAAAUAUUUUAUGCGGACGCACAUGCAGCGAAUGCACGGGAUAUCCUUGGAGAGUGGGACUCAGUUAGGCGGAGUGACGUGUGAUAUUUGUCACAAGGAGUUGUGUAGCAAGUAUUUUCUGCGAGUCCACAAGCACAACACACAUGGUAUACCGGCGCCGCCUGCUCCUGCGAAUACCGCCCCAGCGGAACCUUGCCCUCUCUGCGCUCGGCGGUUCCGAGGGCCUCGCGCAUUAAGGGCCCACCUGCUAGCAGAACAUGCCCCACCAGCCCGACCACCUCCUCCACCGCCAUUACCACCACGUCCAUUAGAUCUACUCACGCGAGACAAGCCUUACGCUUGCUCUUAUUGUCCGUUUACCACCGAUGUUCUCGCAUUUUUGUUCGCACAUGAGCGUGCACAUGUCCAGCGUGCUAAUGAGCAGCAUGAAAACAACGGGGAAAUGGAGCAAGAAGGAAGUGCUGAGCCAAGCGAAGGUGAUGCUGAAGGAGAGAUCGAGAGUGAUGCGUAUUCGUGCUCUAGAUGCGAGUUUCGUGCGGAAGGAUUUGCUGCAUUAGAAGCUCAUGUCAGGGCUGCUCAUGGUGGUGCUGGUGCAUUGUUGGCGGUGCCUCGAGCACCUAGGGCUCCGCUGACCAUGCAGCCGUUCGUGUUGGAGGAGGCGGGUGGUGCCCUCAGCUUGCUGCCCGCGCUCGUGUUCCUGCCAGUGCGGCGCAGAGCCACGCGACGAGCCACCGUCACGCUCACCUUGACGCCUGCCUAGUUCAUUCAUUAGAGCGGCUAUGGUCCUGGCGACACGUUAGCAACCCUAGUGUCUCGCCGGUGUUCAGUUAGCCGCUAUGUACCCUGGAGGAAUGUCAAAUUCUAGCGCCAUUUAACUCUUCAUACUACAAAUGGUUUACUAAAAUUAACUUACCCUGAAAUUUAUUGUGUGCUAAGGGAAGUUAAUAGCAGCAAAUAUACUUAAUUUGUUUUGAAAUUGUGAUGUGCUUAAAUUGUGAUGAGUCAUUCUCUCAAUUAGUGGCUGCUCUUGCAUCCGACAUUGACUGAAAAUGAGAAGUUCGUUUAAUUUUCUAGCAAGUGGAAGUGCCUAAAGAAUGAGACAUUCCUCCAGAGUGCCACGGUCCGAGCUGCGCGCGUCCCCGGCUGUCGACUACAGCGCCGACGGGCGCGCUCGAUCGCCGAACUAAACUACAUUUUACGCUGUGUGCCUUCGAGCGAUCGCUGAGAGAUAGACGUGAUCGUUCCCGAGGAGCUGCCCCGGCCGCCUGCCCGAACCACUCCGGCGGCCUUGCCCUCAAAUUGUCAGAGUUUAAUUCGUAUAAUGAGAAUUAUAUUCACGGGUGAUAUAUGAAUGCCGCUUAUGAAUCGGUUUUGUUGAUCUCCUCGACGUUGGGUCCGAGACGAGUUUUUGAAACGUCGAUUCGAUCGGGAGAAGAAAUACACCCUAGGAUUAGUUAUUAUUUAAAUACGUAUAUUAUCUGUGGGUUUGUACUCACGAUAGCGUCGUAGUACUGGUGCGAUGUUGAUCACUGAAGACGCGUCUGUGCGUCUCGGUGCCCGACACACAACUAAAACGCCGGUGUCGCGACCUGUGUGAAAUGUCACGCGACAGCGCGCGUAAACUGACAGUACAAAUAAGGUGCCACGCGUACUGCGACAACCACGCUACCUCAUAGUUUAAGCUGUUAUUGUAUAAAUAUAUUUUGGAGUUACAUUACACUAUAUAGUACAAAGUAUUGUGCGUUACCGCGGACGGAGGCCGCAUUUAGCUAUAUAAUUGUUGUAUGGAGUGACUAAAGCACAAAAAUACGUACUAUUGGGCAGUGAUCAACAUUAAACGUAAUUAAUUAUAGUUAGCUACGUGGUGGAGCUCGGUCUGUUACUUUGUUACAUCUACAUUACGGGUCAUUGUUUUUGGGACGCGAGAGCUCAGCUCCGUCUGUUCCUUUCGUUGGCCGAGAUCCACAAUUUAAUUUCUAUUGUAAUUUAUUGUGUAAUGUGUUAUUGCAAACUUCUAUGGUGUCUUUUCUAUUUAACAAUAAGUAAUAAUUCUUAUAGAUACGAUACCCUUCGUGACCAAAAAUGGUAGUCAUCACUUUUUCUUUUCUUAUCUACAUAAAUCUUUACUACCAAUAAUUGAAAAUUAAACUAUAUAAUGAUGAUUUUUUUUUCAAUUUAAUUGAAAGCAAAGGUAAGGCAAAUAUAUACAGUAUUUUCUCGUCCUUUUGUUUGGCAAUCACUAAUAGUAGAACCUAAUACAUAAUUAUUUGAAUAGAUAGAAAAGAUACCAGCGUCGUAUUGUUCAGAAAAUAUAUUUUAAAGAAAUAACUUUGGAAACAGGAUUAUUUAUUAAUUUAGUAGGUCAUUGUGAAGAAUAGCUUGUACAAACCAUGCAGCUUCUAAAAAAAGUUCCUAUGUAUGUACGUAAGAUGUAAUUAUUUAGUUAACUAGAGGAGUCGAGCGGGAUUCGAGUCCGGGCAGGGAAACUUCGAUGUAUUCGGAGUUCAAUCGAAGCAAAUAAAUAAACACUGGAUACUUUACAAUAAUUAUUCUAAUGAACAAAAUAGUUUUCAGCCUUGUAAUAUAUUAAGAACACGUAUGUACUAAUUAUUCUAAGCACACGUUAAACACAUCAUAAAAUAAAAGCUUCUUAAUACGUAGUAUAGUCGCAAAACACAAACAUUUACGGUUGUUGACCUCGACGCCAUUACAUCCAUAUGCCCCAUGCCACAGAAUAAAGAGAAGUACUUAAUACAGAAGUUUCACUCAAUUACAAAUUGUUAAAGACAGCUGCUAUAGAUACCAGCUAAUAAGAUUUAAAUCUUACUCAGUUCGAAGAUGCGUUAGAUUCAUAACACAUUAAUUAAUCAUUUAUACGCACGCUUGGAUUCUUUUUCUGUGCCAGCUACGACUACUAUUAUACAGAGCUGGGGCGAUUUUGACGCUAGUUACUUACUUUACUGUAAGGUCGAGAAACAAUCUCACAAGGCCAAAAUUACAGUAGAAAUAAUUAAGAAAUAUGGAGGUGUCACGUUGUUUUGUUUAUCUAUUCUUUUUUAUGCUUUUCCGUCUUUGAGAGGACUUUUACUACGAAUCAAAUAAACAAAGAAAGAUAAUAUGUAACUGUACUGGAAUAAAAGAGACACGUGCGGUGUGAUGAGUGAUUGACAACCAAAUAAACAGGGUGUUAUCGUUAAGUCUGACCCGGUGAUUACUCUGUAACUAUUACAGAUAUCAAAAACUUUAUAUCGAAAGUGCGUUGCAUAUUCAGUAAAAUGACAUCAAUCCAAUAUAUAAAAUUCUCGUGUCACGGUGUGCGGGACCGAACACCUCCGAAACGGUUUGACCGAUUCUCAUGAAAUUUUGAGUGCAUAUUGGGUAUGUUAAGGGUGGUUGAUUUUUUUUUUUUUAAUUUUUUUGACAUUUUUUUUAAAUUAGUUUGAUUAUGAGUCAGCAUUAAAAAUACAUACAACUUCAAAUUUUCACCCAUCUACGAUCAACAGUUACUUUUGUAUCGCGAUUUUAAUAUCGGCAAUGCAACAUUUGCUGGGUCAGCUAGUAACUUUAUAAAAAUCAAACUAGAAGUAUCCAAAGUUUUGUUAUUGAACUCUAAAUUCCUAAAGUUAUUAAUGUCAUUUUCAUUUUCGAUAUCAGUUUAAAGUUUUUUUGAAAUCUGUAAUAGAUAUGGAAUAAUCACCUGGUCACACUUAACUAUUGCACCUUGAAUAAUCCGCGCGCUAGUUGGUACUUUUCGUGUAAGUACCUAAAGUGCUGCGAAAUACACCUGCCUGUGUAAGCAAGACAGCAAUGUGUAUGAAAUGUACGUAUGCAAUGAGACAGAUUACAUCACGCUGAACCCGGGUAAAUAUGAGUAACAUCAAAAAGUAGUUAAAGAUACUAUCCAUAGAUGGCGCUUUUAAGGAAAAAUAAGAUUUUUUGAUUAGGUACAUCAACAUUAAGUUUGUGCUGCUAAUUUGAUGGAAAGCAUAAUUGAGAAAUGAUUUUGUGAUUUAAAAUUAAAUACUUGUACCACUAUUUAAAUAUAUUCCGAUGCUAUUGCGGAGGUUGACAAACCAAUAUGACCAAUAUCUAUUAUAUAUUAAAUUAUUAACUGAAGGUUAUCAAUUGUUAAUAUUUCUCACAAUGCAAGGAUACGUUUUCUUACUAAGCUUUAAGACUACUACUGACAGGCCAGCUUUAUUACUUUAGUGUGCAUGACAGCUACGUCUUACAACCGGGAUUUGUAUGUUACUUUGUUUUAGUGUGUGUGCGUUUGCUGAAAAUGGAGGUUAACAGUUCGCCACUAAGUAUUUUUUUUUUCGCCGUGUUCACAGCUGUCACAGUAUAUCUAGACGUACUCCGGAUAAAUGUUCCUAAAUAAGUUCCUUUAAACGUGUUCCUUAGUACCUUCCAAAUAUAAUAGUCUUCCUGAAAUAACUAACCCUGGACCGGAGUCGAAUGUCGCUCGUGCGUUACAACAAAUUAUAUUAAUAACGUUUUAAAUAUUUAAAAAAAAAUAAAAAAAUUGUAUGAGUGGUCUUGAUCUCGAAGACUAUUGAAAUUCCGUUGUUGAGGCGUACGUUUUAGUACCAUAUUUAGAGGAAAACGUGAUUUUUUACUGUUUAGGAAUUUUGAUAGUCCUAGAGAUCGGUGUAUGUAGUAAAUUUGUGGUGUUUCGAUACGCCUUGUACCCAGUGUGAUGACCAAAACCAUAGAUUUAACAUAAAGUACAAAAAACCUGUGUUACAACGGAGUUCGAGAUGGCAGUACAAAUUAAUUAUAAGUCUAGUACAGGAGGUACGAUUACAAAUUUUAGUGUGUAUUGUAGUUUCACGUGGGUACAAUGCUUAAAACAGUUAACGGUCGCACUUUAAAAAUAGAACAAUAUGUUAUUGCGAUAUAAUUUUAUGUAACAUCAAACUGUUUUCUAAAUCAAAAGAUCUCUUUUUAGUUGUAAUUAUAUUAAGUUAUGGUCAAAGUUGAGUUCAAGAGUUAAAGAUUAUUAAGAGAAUUCAAUUUUGACGAUUCGUGAAAUUAUUCCUUGUAUUUUAUUUAUUCAAUCUAGUCUUUAGUUUUAAUUUUCGUGCGACUGUACAGAUGUGGUAUUUUUUCGAAUUAUAUAAAGUCAGUGUUAUUUCUAGUCAAAUUAUUUUAUAUAUUUUACGUUUUAUUAAUAUGAAUAUCAGAAAAUCAGUCUCGAAUUACGUGUCGAGUUAACAAAGCUGGAUAAAAUGUCCUUUGAAUCAGUUAUUAUGCAAGACUUUAAUCUAACAUAACCUAGAUUUUUCUAAUGUAUUGGUAGCUAAUGCUGUUACAGAAUACUGUCAUCAAUACCUUAUUAUUACUGUCAUUGUAUUAUUGAGAAACAAAAGCAGGAGACACGAAUAAAAAACAGUCCUCACCUGCAGUCUGUAGGAGAGAAGAAGGAUAACAGAGCAAUAAAAAAUAAAAUAAUAAUAAAAUAAAUAAAUAAAAAACCCUAAGAGUGUAACCUAUUAAAACUUUGAAUAAAAACUUGUUUGUAUUCCAUUAAGUAAAGCUUCUGUGAAAGCUUCAGGUCAUCUUCCUUUGUACAUAACACCAAAUAUAUACUUAAUAGGUUGCUUGACACGGUGAUGCAUAUAAAAAAUAACUUACAUGGAGAUAUGAAACCGAAAAGAUUUUUUUCGAUAAUAGUAAAAAUGUGAAGGAUUAUUGUUUUUUAAAAUAUUUUAGAAAUUCCAACAUUGUUUGUGUUAUUCACCUUAACUAAUUAUAUUUCAACUUAAGUUAACUUAAGCUCAAGGGGGAUAAGUAACUACAUUUUUUUCCUGAUUCCUAAGAAUUAUGAUGCUUAGUAAAACUUAGAGAGCUUGGUUAAAGUGAUACCUUAAACAAUUUAAUCUUCGUUUAUUUUUCGGUUAAGCUAAAUCGUCAAAACUUAAAUUUAGGCAUACUCAGUUACAUUUGAAAAUCUCGUUAACAAUGAGAAGUUGUUUUGAUUUCUGAUAUUCAUAUUAGUAAAGUCAAAGAGAAUUAUAUAAAGGCUUUAGGAGAAAGCCUACAAGUAAUGAAUAUGGUGUGUAACUAUUGCUUAUUGUAUUAUAAAAGUUAAAAAUUGCUAAAAUAAUUAGUUAAAACUAAUAUUUAAACUAUUCUCAUAGAAAAAAAGCGAUAUUGUCGAAGAACUAAAACAUCGCAGUAUCCCCGGCUGGACUAAACUUGAAGAUUAAAAAUUACAUCCAAAACAGGCCAGCCGUAUUUAAGUCCUUAGGCAGUACACAGACAUACAUCGAUUAUUAUAAUAUAUAAAUGGCACAGGGCAUAAGGGCUAGUGCUGACACACGUUAAUUGCGGAUAUUUCAGUUGUUUUUGUCGAUAGACGUGGGAAAUAUAAGUGAGGGACAGAACAAAAUGACGUUUCGUGCUAUCUUGCCAGAGUAAAAAAGUUGAGUUAUCUGGUAUUACUCUUUAACUGAACUUACCCUUAUGUACCUUAUAUAUAAAUAUAAUACAGUCUUAUAUCUAAUUAAUGAACUUCGGACAGCUACUUUAAGCUUGGAUUUCACUUACUUCUAGCUGCUUAGAGAUAUUUUGGGGAAAAAAUUAGUUCGCAGUGCAUCCCUUACCUUAGACUAUGUUGGUAUGUCCAUACUAUGUUUUAUUAAGACCGUUUGGACAGUUUAGCCGUGAAGGAGUGACAGAUAGACAGAUUACUUUCAUAUUUAUUACGUUAACUGUAUAACAGCAGUAAAAAAGUUUAAUGUUUCAAACAGUUUUCCAGUUCGAUCGAUAUGAUAAAGCUACGGGGUAUUUUUUUCUCGUAAUCUUGAAAAUCUAUGAGCGUAGUAAAAUUGUUUUUUAAAUUAAAAUAGAGCCUUCAUUCAAUUGUUCCUUUUUAAAACUCAAUUGUAUUCGUGGCAUGGUUCGGUAGGAGUAUUGGUCCUUUUUUGUAGCCAAUUUUUUUGAAGAAACAAUAUAAUAUACAUAUUUGGAGUUUGAAGUUGCCACAUGCCUUAUAAGGUGUUAUAAAUAUUUAUUUAGUUUUUUAAUAAGUUUUUUUGUAAUAUUUAUAAGCAAUGGUUGCACACCGUCGGUCAGUCGGUAUAUGUUCCUAGUUCCGUCGGUUCGUUAUAAAAUAUUUGUUUUUCAUUAACUACGAAACAUUUCUACCGUAUUCAAUAAAUUAAAUAUACAAAAUAA